CCAUGACCAUGGCCCCUCCUCCCCCACCCUCUUUCUCUUCCUCUUCUCGGAUAUUACCAAAAAGAACAGACAGUCUACUCGUGAAUCAGAAGAACGCCCAGCUCUUCGGUACGAUUGAGGAUGAAGUCCGGGACUGUCGGCGCGUGGGGACGCAUGGGCAGGAGGAGGAUCUGAGGCAGGCCUUGGAUCGGAUGAUUGGACGGGUGGAGGAGCUGUGUAACCUUCUAAAACAAUCCUAUCAGACCUCCGCGGACCUCGAAACCUCCCUCACCCUUGCCCAAUCCAACCUCCAACUUUCCAUUGCCAACAACGAAAUGCUAGAAGAUGCACUCCGACGAAACUCCUCCUCCAAAGACGUAGGUUGGCGUCGAUCCGCGCGAGAUCAGUCUCAACCUUCCGCAUCUGGACGUAACACUCCUAUGCAGCCGUCCGGUCGACCGAGUUUGGACGAGGCCGAAGCGAGAAACGGCUCGCUGGAAUCUCCGCCUCUGAGCUCCACCACUGCGCCCGAAUCGGGUAACCCAACUACCCCGACAGUUUUAACGCCAACGACGGCACCUCCUCCCUCCGGCGACUCCCGAUUCUUCAGAUUCAGGUUCAACAGCACUCGAUCGAUACCUACGCAGCCUUCCUCCCCCGACCUUACGAACAGUUCGAAUCCGGGCACACGGCCACCUAGCAGCUCUAAUCCACCUCCACCCUCCGGUACGGGUGCUGGCGCGGUUGGCCACCUGACCUCUGCGAGCUUGCCUUCAUUACUACCGGAUCCGGCGCAGGAGAAGGAAUUGGAGGAGUUGAGGAAGAAGCUGGAGGAGGAGAGGAAGAAGUAUGAGAGGAUCUGUGGAGAGAAGAAGAACUUAGAGGGCGAGUUGGAGAGUCUGAGCCAGGCACUAUUCGAGGAGAUAUCCUCCUUGCGUGCUACUCGAGAAGCCACUUCGUCGUCGUCGGCCUCGUCCCUCUCAUCUCUCUCAUCAGGGCCGCUAUCUCCCAUCGCGGAAUGAGACCCACGCUGGCAUGCAGACCAGUUGCUUCACCGUGCCUUUCGCAGAGCUGUGCUCGUAUUCGAUGUCUGCUGGUCUUUGACGGACAGAUGGACAGAUAUAGCAUCGUUGCGUGGUGCCACGCUGGCUGCACCACUCCCCACCACUCGUUAUAAUUCAACUAUCUUUAUUUACUCUACCUUCGCUUUGGCAAGCCUAGACUAUUGCUGACCUAUCUUAUUUUCCGCUUAUUGCGCCCACGACCAC
This is a messenger RNA of Stereum hirsutum FP-91666 SS1, 1247 nucleotides long. RefSeq lists its product as uncharacterized. The coding region runs from base 9 to 1001 and encodes 330 amino acids. The record is from RefSeq and is a predicted model, not a curated record. The transcript has 3 exons. NCBI's taxonomy places the organism in Eukaryota, Fungi, Basidiomycota, Agaricomycetes, Russulales, Stereaceae.